GUCUGUUUCCGGGUCAGUGAGGGCCAACAAUGGCGGCCUGUGGGAGUGAAGCCCGGGUCGGGGAUGUAGAAGAGGACGCUUCCCAGCUGGUGUUUCCAAAAGAGUUUGAAAGCUCCGAGACCCUGUUGAACUCUGAGGUCCACAUGCUGCUAGAACAUAGAAAGCAGCAGAAUGAGAGUGCGGAGGACGAACAGGAGCUCUCUGAAGUCUUCAUGAAAACGUUAAACUACACAGCCAGAUUCAGCCGCUUCAAAAACAGGGAGACCAUCGCCAGUGUCAGGAGUCUGUUGUUACAGAAGAAAUUGCACAAAUUUGAGCUGGCCAGUCUGGCCAAUCUGUGUCCUGAAACAGCUGAGGAGGCCAAAGCUCUCAUUCCCAGCUUAGAAGGUCGAUUUGAGGAUGAGGAGCUCCAGCAGAUCCUUGAUGAUAUUCAGACCAAGCGAAGCUUUCAGUAUUAGCACCAGCUUCUUUUACACCUCAGCUCUUCCUGAUGCUCACCCACUGAACAUUGGUGCUGGUGCUUCCCGCUGCUAAGAAUUAUCUGUACAAAGAGUGAAGGUGAAGAGGCAUUGGGCUGAAGCUCAACCAGGCUAGUGACAUCACAUAACCUGAGGAUGUGAUGAGAAACCUUUGGAUUAGUUCUAGAUCCAGAUUCAAUCAGCAGCAUAUUCCAUGAGGCCCAGACUGUAAAUAUACUCUGGAAUCGCCAGAAGGGAAAAAAUAAUCUUUUUUCAUUCAGAUGUCCAGAUGCUAGAUAUUUUGUAUGUCAAAUUUUUCUUCAUUUUUGACACACAAAUCCUGUGACUAAUGCUCUUAGGACAUUAUCUCCUUAUUGUUUUAUUAAAGUGAGGAUGCAAGUCA
Messenger RNA from Carcharodon carcharias (great white shark), 861 nucleotides. RefSeq names its product RNA polymerase II subunit D (gene polr2d). Gene Ontology annotation, cellular component: P-body; RNA polymerase II, core complex. The transcript has 4 exons. Gene Ontology annotation, molecular function: translation initiation factor binding; nucleotide binding. Gene Ontology annotation, biological process: nuclear-transcribed mRNA catabolic process, deadenylation-dependent decay; transcription initiation at RNA polymerase II promoter; mRNA export from nucleus in response to heat stress. The record is from RefSeq and is a predicted model, not a curated record. Lineage: Eukaryota; Metazoa; Chordata; Chondrichthyes; Lamniformes; Lamnidae. The coding region runs from base 30 to 458 and encodes 142 amino acids.